GUGGCCAUGCGCUCUAGACUCCGCGAGGCUAUAAAUUGGAGGCUGCGAGUACUUGUGCUUCUCCAUUGUUCGUGCCCCGCCAGUUCCUCUCUCUUAUGGUUGCCAUGCUUUGGCUGUGCUCCCGAUCAGUUCAGCGGCAGCGAGUGGGUGAGAGUGUGAGUGAGUGAGUGAGUGAGUGCGUUGAGUCGGAAGAGGAGGAGGAAGAGGAGGAGGAAGAGGAGGAGGAAGAGGAGAGGUGUUGGGAGAUUGGUGUUGGGAGGAUUGUCAGGCUGGGGAAGGUUUGGGAGGCGAGAGGAGAAUUGAGCUGCGAGGAGGACGAGGUGGGAGCCGUGCGGACGAAGAAGGAUGGGGUGGGUGGACUUGGACUUGAAUCUCCCUCCACCCCCGCCUGACCCUGACGGGUGCGAGGGCUUGCCGUCUCCUACACCGCAGCGGGAGCGAGUCUUUCUCGGGGGUGGUUCCGGGGUGGGGCAGGUCGGGCGUGAGGAGAAGGAAAGGGAGAGGGAGGGGCAGAUUCUAUUUGACGCGGUUGAUGCUCUUACUGCUGGGGAAACCCUUAGGGUUUUUAAUGGAGAGGCGGGGAAAGACGAGGUAGAGAAGAAAGGUGCGGGAGAAGAAGAGUUGAAAGUGGGGUUGGCGAUGAGUAACGAGCAUGGGCAGAUUUUGGAGAGAUUGGAUGUUCCGAAUGCGGUCCUUGUAGGUGCAGAUGUGGAUGUGCCGAACUCGACGUCGUUGCGUGAGAAUAAUGGGACCGACGGAAAGGCUGAAAUGAGGCUUGAUAGCGACGAUGACGAUGAUGAUGUAGUUUCUAGGGUACGCGUUAGAAUUGAGGUUGAUGCAGGGUUGGACGCGGGUGGAGCUGCUACGGAGCCUGAGAGCACUUCUGGUGGAGUAGAGGAUAGUGUUGAGCAGCCUGUUGAUCAGAAACCCGUUCGUAAGCGGCUGAGGACCUUGGGACAGCUGAGAAACCAAAAGAUCGAGAAAAGCACUCCUGCAUCGAGCCCUCUCUGGGAUGAUGAGAAAACGGGUUCUAGCUCCGUCCCUGCAACAGUCACACCUCAGUCUCAAGCCUCUAAUCUCUCGAAAGUGGAAGGGGUGGAUGGUGGUGAUGGAGAGACUGCGGCUGACGGAAUGAAUUUGAGACGUAAGUAUCCCUCAGAGACAAAAUUGGAAGAGCUUGGCAGUGUUUCGGCAGCUGUUGUGCUUUCUAAUCACGUUUCAACGGAAAACCUUAGUCAUCAAGAUGGAAAGAUGCAGGUGGAUGGUGAGGAAGCCUCUUCAGGGUCGAAGAAGAAGGCCGCUGGUGUGAAGGAUGCAAUUUCUGACAAACGUCGGCGGUCCAUAGUGGUGUUGGAUGGAGAAGCCCCGACGAAGAGGCCCCGACUACCCAGACAUCCUUUGAAGAAAACUAGGUCAUUCGGAGGGGUCAUUAUUGGAGAAAAAUUAGAAGAAGCCGGUAAAUCUUCUGCCAAAGCCUCAAACACAGAGUCUCCUCAGAGCAGCGAGUCUGGCAAAAUUUCCAACAAAUCGGAGAACGGGAAAGAAGUUGGGUCUUCUUUGGAAACUUCUGGUUCGGCUACAAAGGAGUUGAAGACACAUGUAUUGAAGGAAGAUACGAGUGCUGAUGACACCAACGGAGAUAUCGAGAUGCCGCAGCAAGUUGACAAGGAGUCUGAGGUAGGUGAGGGUAGCUUAGCGUCUGAAGAAAAGCAGGGGGAUAAGCCUCGCGACUCAAGUCUCAGCGUGACUGUACCUCGCAGGCCUCGGAAAAUGAAGGAGAUGCCUGUUCCUGCUUCUCGUGCGCCACGGAGUACAAGGCCUCCUCUAGCUGUGAAGCCCACUGAAUUUAUUAGGCCAACUGUAAAGAAACCGUCGACCGCAGCUCCUCUGCGUAGGCUUCCUUCAACUGGUGGUAAUAGUUCCCGAACUGAUUCGAGACCAGCUUUUCAGGACACUACCAUUGAGAGGCUUCAGCGAGAGGCGACCUGUGGCAAAUUGUGGCAAUCUCCAGGUGACGCCGACUUGCAGAAAGUUCCCGGCAAUUUUUCAUCCGUGGAAGAUUAUGCUAAAGUAUUUGAACCUCUACUCUUUGAAGAGUGCCGAGCGCAGCUGCACAAUGCUUGGGAAGAACUACUAGAAGGAACAACUGGUGAUCCUCACGCAGCUGUCACGAUAAAAAUGUGUGAACGACGCGAACGAGGGUGGUGGGAUGUAACAUUGAUGCCCAUGGAUCGCAACCGAGAACUUCGUUUCAAGGAAGGUGAUGUUGCUGUUCUUUCUACGCCGAAACCUGGUUCUGGCAUUAAAAGAAAAGGUCGUUUGAAGGAUAGCAAAUCAGAGAGCGCAGAGGAAGGGCAGAUAGCAGGUCGUGUGGCAGGUAUUGUGCGGCGCUACAUACCAAUUGAUGUUCGAGAUCCACCUGGUGCUGUCCUUCGAUUUCACAUUUCUCAAGAAGACAUGAAUAAAGAGGGAAAUGGUGAAGCUGACAGUAUCACAAAUCCCGUCCACACUCUACAACAAAUCCAGCAGGCAGGAGCUUCUUGGUUUUUGACAGUGAUAGGGGGAUUUACUACAACUCAGCGUGAGUAUUCAGCUUUACAUCAGAUGCCGAAUUUUCGCCCACAGAUGAUGAAUGCUAUACUUCAUCCUAAGGCAGAGUUGUUCCCAGGAUAUGCUGAUACAGCGCCUCCUCCUAUGCCAGACUGCUUUACAGCUCCAUUUAUACAUCACUUACACAGUGGUUUCAAUGUUCCUCAACUUGCGGCAAUUCAAUGGGCAGCUGCACAUACUGCAGCUGGGACCUCAGAAGUUAGUAGCAACUCUUCUGGUGGUCAGCCAUGGCCCUUUACGCUUGUACAAGGACCUCCUGGAACAGGAAAGACUCAUACUGUGUGGGGUAUGUUAAACGUUAUUCAUUUAGUUCAAUAUCAGCGCUAUUAUACAGCUCUUUUAAAGAAACUUGCUCCGGGUAGCGUGUCUUCUGAAGAGUCUUCGUUGUCUAAUGGUGGAGAUCAUUACGGUGAUGGUGGAGGGACCAUUGACGAAGUUUUACAGAAAAUGGAUCAUAAUUUAGCGCGGGUUCUUCCAAAAUUGUGUCCCAAGCCACGUAUGUUGGUAUGUGCCCCAUCUAAUGCCGCUACGGAUGAGCUUCUAUCAAGAGUGCUAGAUCGGGGUUUCAUUGAUGGAGAAAUGAAACACUACAAGCCAGAUGUGGCUCGCGUCGGGGUGGAUACAGCUUCACGUGCCGCACAAGCGGUCUCUGUGGAACGCAGGACUGAACAACUCCUGGCUAUGGAGCAACCACAUCUGAUGCGUUGGCUUCAGCAAUUGCGCAACAAGGAGGUCACCCUUGGUCAAACUGUGAUGAGUCUUCAAAAAGAUCUUAUCGAUGCGGCUGCCAUGGCACGAAGUCAGGGUAAUGUGGGAGUUGAUCCGGAGGUUUUGGCAUUCCGUGACCAAAUGCGAGAUGGUAAACUGCAGCAGUUGGCAGCAGUAGUAGAAGAACGGGAUAAAGUAUUGGUGGAAAUGUCACGUCUUUUUAUCAUUGAGGGCAAGUUUAGACCAGGGAGCAAUUUCAGAAAUGAAGAUGCACGAAGAAAACUUGAAGCCAGUUUUGCUAAUGAAGCCGAGAUCGUCUUUACUACCGUUUCCAGUAGUGGGCGGAAAAUUUUCUCUCAACUUUCUCAUGGGUUUGAUAUGGUGGUCAUUGAUGAGGCUGCCCAAGCCAGUGAGGUUGCAGUCCUACCUCCUCUCAGUUUACGAGCAGCCCGAUGUGUCCUUGUUGGCGAUCCCCAGCAGCUUCCAGCGACUGUGAUCAGUCGUGCUGCCGACACAAUGAAGUAUAGUCGUAGUCUGUUCGAGCGCUUCCAGCAAGCGGGGUGUCCAGCUAUACUUCUCUCUGUACAGUAUCGCAUGCAUCCUCAAAUUCGAGAUUUUCCAUCCCGUUAUUUCUAUCAAGGCAGGUUAGUUGAUAGCGAAAGCGUUAAGGCUUUGUCGGAGGAGGUGUACCACAAGGACCCACUUCUGCAGCCUUAUCUUUUCUUUGAUAUAAGUUUGGGUAGAGAAUCACAUGCAGGUUCUGUGUCUUAUCAAAACAAGAUGGAGGCCCAAGUAGCCGUUCACCUCUAUCAACACUUGCAGAAAACACUUGCUGAUGAGGCCGGAGGUGGUCCUCCUGCAAAUGUUUCAGUUGGUAUAAUUACCCCUUACAAGCAGCAGCUGCAGUGUCUGGAGAAGGAGUUUGUCGCCCUCAUUGGAUCAAACGCUGCCAGUAACGGUGUUUACAUCAAUACCGUUGAUGCGUUCCAAGGACAAGAACGUGACGUUAUAAUGAUGUCCUGCGUUCGGGCUUCUAGUUAUGGAGUUGGUUUUGUUGCUGACAUACGACGGAUGAAUGUUGCUCUUACUCGAGCUCGACGGUCGUUGUGGGUGAUAGGGAAUGCCUCAGCUCUUGCACAAUCGGAAGAUUGGGCAGCGUUGUUGGCAGAUGCUAAAGAUAGGAGAUGUUUCGUCAGCUCCACUACCUGUAUCCAGAGAGGACUUCUGCCAGAGCCCGUAGCUGGACCUCCUAUGGGAAGCUCUGGCAUCUUGCACCCUCGUCCUGGCGGUCUCAUGAGUAGAGGUCGUGGCAUGAGUGGUCCUCACGGUGGGCGUCAUUCCUCUUCAGGUCGGCAUCAGUACAACAAUCAUGCUGGGGAGGGGUCCCAUUGGCGGGGUCGAUCGAACAGUGGGGUGCAAGAGAGGGGACCUGAUGGACGAGAACUGUGGCAGCGACCACCCUAUGAUAGAUCAUGUAGAGGACAGCGAGAUGGCCCUCGUGCCCCCGGUUUUGGUCCGCAAUUUCAGCAUCCAAGCCGCAGGAAUAAAGGGUUGUGACAGUACCAUCUGGUUAUCUAGAACUAAAAAACCAAUUGAUGCUGGCUUUUCCUUCUCCACAUGAACUUGCAACCUAGCCUCGUUCAUUGGCUCGAGAUUUACGAUCCGUUGUGCUUGAGGAGAAUUUGCGCUUGGCACACGAUUAUGGCUCUGGUGAAAGAUGCGGUGUCCAUUGACUACAGCAUGCAGUUUUAUUGUAUCAUCAAAUAUUUGAUACAGAUAUUCUGGCAAGGAGCCCUCUGCAGCCAUUUUAAAGCUUCCGAUUCUGGAUGCCAGGAAACCAACUGGGAGAUUAGUUUUCAACCAAGGGUCGCACCAAGCUUUUACAGCGUGAAAUCAGAUGACGCCUAGUUGAGUUGUGCCCUGCAUGAUUAUUGUGGUGCCGUGGAUUGGGAAAUGGAGCAUUGUAAUGCCCAAGAUCCCGGCGAAGGCUACGACAAAGAUUUGUACAAACCAAGUAAAACAACGUUGUCACUACCAAGUUUUGGACAUUCUUGGUAAGUAGUUUGUAAGUAAAUGCCCGAGGUGUAUCACACUAAGCAACUUUGUAGUACUAUGCCGAGAGUGCUUUUAGUGUAGAGCGUCACAGCCUGAAAUGCGUAGUCGAUGGCAGUAAAAUCUUUUUCAUUAGAAUCAGGUUCAGGUGGUUCCAAAUAAAAUACAGAGGUAAACAUUAUGUGGCUCACGGCUAUGCGAUCAACUAGGAAUUCUUAACUCAUGUUGAUCCAUUCUCUUGAUAACCACUCUCAGAGGACAUUCAUUCUGAUCUGUUCCGCAGGCAUUCCUGGUAUUUUCUUUCACACCCUUGAUAAUAUAGGCAACAUAAUUAAUCUUAUACGUUCUUAUUGUAAAGCUUGCCCAUACGGUAAGCUUUUCUAUGUGUAAUUCGGGAUACCAGUUGAUCGCUAAGGUCAAACGUGUUUCUGACCUACAUUACUGAUGUUUGUAUUAUAUCCUCAAAUAGUAGGUGUAGAGUUAGCACUUGAUAUGGAAGCGAUGAUGUGUAGACCAUUGUAUAUUUUAUACUAGCAAAAGAUAGAUAUAUGUGAUAACAACUUUAGUUCCAUACCAUCGUGUAACCAAUUGGUUACUUAUUCAAUGCUGUUUGUCACAAAUGUCUUUUGGAUAAUACAAUGAAAAACUUUGGCAUUUGUCAAUUUUCCAACUCA
Molecule: messenger RNA, 6044 nt
Organism: Physcomitrium patens
Lineage: Eukaryota; Viridiplantae; Streptophyta; Bryopsida; Funariales; Funariaceae
Molecular function (GO): helicase activity
Source: RefSeq, a predicted model, not a curated record